AUGCAGAACGACGAGGAGUUCUUUGUUGGAGACGAGGGGUCGUCUGACACGUCUUCUGAUCUUGAGCUGGUAAUUAACAAGGUUCCUGAGCGUGGGGAAGAGCAUAAAGAGGAUGCGGCAGGGCAGAGUAUAUUGGAUUAUGACAUAGAUAUUUUUACAGACAAGCCAUGGAACAAGCCUGGAGCAGACAUUACGGAUUACUUUAAUUAUGGAUUUAACGAGAUGACGUGGAAGGAAUACUGCAGCAUGCAGAGGAGAAAGAGCGAGUUUACACUUGGCAGUGAAGAUUGGGCGGAUGGCCGGUAUAGUGGGGUGCAGAGAGGAUUCAGUGAGAUCAAGAGGGAAGGAGAAGGCGGACGUAAGGAGAAGAGCAAGAAGUCAAGACGAGAAGAGCGAGAUGGAAGGUCACGGACGGAUAGACCAAGAAGGGGACGAGGAAGAGGAGGAAGAAGCAAGAGUGAUAAGGAAGAAAGAGAUGGAAGACGAAGGGAGAUGCAGAGGGAGAAUGGAAGACGCAUGUAG
This is a messenger RNA of Ordospora colligata OC4, 522 nucleotides long. Its product is annotated as subunit of polyadenylation factor I complex. Gene Ontology annotation, biological process: mRNA processing. The record is from RefSeq and is a predicted model, not a curated record. The transcript has a single exon. Bases 1 to 522 code for a protein of 173 amino acids. NCBI's taxonomy places the organism in Eukaryota, Fungi, Microsporidia, Ordosporidae.